AUGGAAAGAGACGACGAUUUCGACUCUGACGAUGAGCUCUUCGAAGCUCUGGGAUUCAAAGUGAUCGUUGGUAAGUUUCAAAGACCUUUAGGAGUAUUGUAUGCUCAGUUUUCAGAGCGAGAUACUAGUUUCGAUAAGAUCGACUGCGAGAUUUGUCGAAAGAGCAUUGUGCGAAAAGAUCUCGAUGCUCAUUUGAACGCCUGUGCCAAGGAUAGCAACCUUGUGUACUACUUGGUAAACAAUCUGAUAACUCCUUGCCCUCACAUUAAUUUUAUUCCAGAAAAUGGCUCUGCUCCACAUUCUCAAGAAGCAAGACGUUGCUCACAUUGUUCUUCACACUUACAAUGCGCUGAGAGACAACGAACCGGUGUUCCUGGUCAAAGGUACGGCCAAUUCUGAGCGAAAAAUAACGGAAAAUAGGAGUUCAGGUGUCUGUCUGUACUGCGAGACACCCGCCGAUCACCGUAACGGAGGAUGUCAGAUGGUUAGCCGUACUGAUUACUUGAAGGUUAGGAAAAUGAUUAUUUUAUUCCACGUGUUGGGGGAAAAGCAGAUAGAUAUGUAUUCCAGCGAGAUCUCUCACAGUCAUAUGCUCGAUAGUUAAUUAGCGGCUGGUCCCGGAGGGGGAGAGCUCGGAAAACAUGUUUUCGGUUAGAGAAGAAAGAAACAGAAAACGAGUAAAGGAGGAAAGUGCUUGACGAGCGGCUUUGCACAUUUUUCACAUACUGUACUGCUGAAUUAGCAUCAUCUCUGUCUAGUACAUAUACAAAUAUGAGCUAUUUUGACACCUGAUAAUUCAACUAAUUUUCCAGAAAGUCAUCAGCAAGACCGAGGGCGACUACUUUUACAACCUCAGCCAGCAAAUUCGCUUUGAGAAGAAAACGUCUGCAUGUAUUCAGUCGAUCAAGAACCGCAAGGAACUGCUUGAUAUCUUGGAUAAGUUCGAGAACAGUCCGGACAGUGUCACAAAGACGGAUCCGCUCGCGAAGGAUCUGGAAGAGUGGCCAAUCAGUCCGACUGCUCAGAUUCGAGAGAUCCAUGAGAAGCACGAGAAACUGGUCAAGGCGGAGAUCGAGAGAGUGGAUACGGAGAAGAAGAAAGCUCAAGAGGAGACACGAAAAGGCAGGGACCACGUCAUGCGUGGAUUCAUCAAGUACCUCGAGGAGCUCGACAGAAAGGAUCCAGUCGACGGCCGCGCUUUCAGACAUUGA
Caenorhabditis sp. 36 PRJEB53466 is the source of this 1211-nucleotide messenger RNA. The record is from the annotation of a GenBank genome assembly. NCBI's taxonomy places the organism in Eukaryota, Metazoa, Nematoda, Chromadorea, Rhabditida, Rhabditidae.